This is a messenger RNA of Meloidogyne enterolobii, 171 nucleotides long. The record is from the annotation of a GenBank genome assembly. NCBI's taxonomy places the organism in Eukaryota, Metazoa, Nematoda, Chromadorea, Rhabditida, Meloidogynidae.
AAAAUGGAAACAACACAACAAAUAAAUAAUCAGAAUUCUUCCCCUUCCCCUCCAACAAUUAAUUGUUUUAAUCAGUCAAAUUCUCCUUUAAAUGGAGGAGGAGGGGGAAUUAUUGGGAAAAAACAGUCUAGGCCGACAUUUAGUGGACAACAAGUAAAAAAAUUUUUUUGA